UAUGAGCUAUACAUCUGUCAAAUCGUACAUGAAACCGCUCCCAAAUAAGAUAAAUUUAUCAACUAAACUUUACAUACAUAUGUGCAUGUAUCAUAUAUACACAUUUCAUACGCAAACUAUACGUAAGUGCUUUAUAAAUACGUAUAAAUGUAUACUUGAUAAGGUACAUAUUAGAUAAAAAUAUAUUUUGACAUAUGGUUUGAAAUGACGAUUGAGAAAAGAUUGAGAACAAUUCUCGAUUUGGGAAAAGUCGAUAACAUCUCGAUCGGUGAGAACAAUCAAAACUAGUCAAAAGGCACCUAAAAUCGGUAGUUUUUAAGUCGGGGUUGGGGUCGGGUUCGGGGUCGGAGCCAAGUUCCUUGCUUGCGACGUGCGCCGUAACCGUUGCGCCGUGUAACUUUCUGUCAGCCGUCGUCGGCAGAGAGCGAGUAUUCAGUGAUUAGAGGAAAGAUGGCUACGAACUUUGGCGUAGAGUGUCAGUACUUUUACGAGGAUGUCGUCUAUCGUGUGGAUAAGAAAGGUAACGUUGUGUUCGGAAUUGUUAUGGAAAAUGACGACCAAGAUUUGUCCGAAGAAAGUUCUGACAGCGAAGAGAGCCAAAAGAGGAAAAAGGGCGAGAUUCGCGUGGUCUGGCAUCCCUCCGGUAUCGAGGAGUUGGUCAGCUCGAAGAAGGUACAUUUAGCAGAUAGAACACUUAUGCCAGGAGAUGUUGUACGUCGGAUGAUCAAAGGAAAGGAUACACAGAGAGGAUACUGUAGGGAUAUUGAGCUUACUGCCUGUGUUCAAGUGAUUGGUACUAAACAAGUGCUUACCAAUAUUAGGAGCGAAGAUUUAGUUCCUUUGGAAGAAUUUGCAACGGAUAUAGCUGUUUGUAUGGAUUCAUGGGUUGGUGGCAUAAAAAUGGCAAAUUUUAAAUUGUGGCUUACUACACCCGAUGGAUCUCGUUGUGUCAUAAAUGAAACAGAUUCUCGUGUUUUAGGACAAUUAGAGGAGAGACGUGAUAAUGAUAAUGAUUUUCCUCAUUCUUCUGAAUUUUAUCCUGGUCAAAGUUUGUGGGGACCAGUUCACUGCCUAGAAGAUGCACAAUGGAUUACAUGUACAAAAGAAAUGAAAGCAAAGAGAAAAUCUAAACCACAGAAACUAACAAAGGUAAUUGUAGAAAAGGUAGAAACAGAUUGGGUAGGAGUGCAUUGGCAGUGUAGAGCAUAUUCAAAGGAUGGUGCUUGGUCAGAUCAAGCUCAACCAAAAUUCGUAGUUGAAGGAGAAAAUUUGAAGAAACUAAAAUUAUUGAAUGUUUUUGAACCAUCUACUGUGCAAGUGGGAGAUCGAAACUUUUAUGUAAUUAAAAGUGAUGAAAAUGUCAUUACACGAGAACAAUGGAGAAAACAACAAAGAGACAUUUUUCAAGUUCCUAAACAUAGUCCAAAGAAAACACGUCCAAAUAUCAGUGUGACAAAGCCAGUUGAAGAUAGAAAAAAGGAGAAGGAUAAAGAUAAACUUAAUGAACAGCAAACAUUAGAAGAGAAUGCUCAUAAUAAUAUUAACAAUUUACAAAAUAUUACAAGCAAUAAUACUCUAAUGCCUCCAGUACAAAACCAGAAUACUGAAAGUUCAGAUGAUUGGGAUACAGAAGAUACUGGAUCGCAAAGUGACAGUGCUUCAGUAUCUAGUGGAUGUUCUAGCAUGUCAUCCAUGGGUAAAAAGAAAAAAAGCCCAGCUUUAAUGACAAAGGUUCUGAAAAAGAAAAAGUUAUGCAAGGCAAAGAAGAAGAUUCCACCAGUUCCAUUGAUUCCAGGGACUAAAAUUGUUGUGGAAACAUUAUCUACAAGUACAAAAGCUAAUGUUGUAUGGCAAGAUGGUUCAGUAGAAUUUGGUAUUCCAUCAACACAACUUUAUCCGAUUCAUCACUUAGAUGAUAAAGAAUUCUUCCCUGGUGAUUUUGUAGUUGAUCAAAAGGAAGAGUCUAGAAUGUAUGGUGUAGUUCAAAGUGUUGACCAUCAGGGUAGAACAGCUAAAAUAAAAUGGUUUAAAACAUACACUUCUAGUCAAAGUCCGCAGCCAACUUUACUAGAAGAACGUGAAGUCAGUGUAUAUGAUUUAAAAGAUCAUCCAGACUUUCAGUACAGACCAGGUACAUUAGUAAUUCGAAUAGCUAAUUUUGAAGGAGAAGAUGCUGGAUGUACUGCUGGUCAAGUGCUAGAUAAUUAUCCGGAAGGACGAGUUAAAGUGUGGUGGGUUGAUGGACAUGUAAGUAUGUGUUGGCCUCAAGAUUUGUAUAAAGUAGGUGAAUAUGAUAGUGACGAAGGAGAACUUUGGGACGAUGUAUCGUCUGACGCGUCAUGGGAAACGGAAUUGGAAGACUGGUAUAUCGCCGAUACCGAUGGUACAGAACAAACAGAAUUAGAAAAUAUAAAACCAAAGCUAGCCGCACACAUCGAAAAAGCUCGCAUUGCAAUGUCUAGACUGGAAGAGAUUUUCACUCAAAAUCCCUCACUUCAGACAACCGAAGUUAUGAGAAAAUUAUUAGAAGUUUAUAAAGAUUGUCGAUACAUGGAUAAACUUAUGGGUACCUCUUUCUUCCAUGAAUGUCAUUUUCAAGGACUUCUGGAGAGAGUCCGUGAACGUGGUCGUGCAAAUGUAGCGCAACGUAUGGCGGAUCAAGUAACAAGAUUAUUUACGCAUAAAUCUGAUGGAUCAGAAGAAAAUAUAGAAAAGAACAAUAUAGAAAAUUCCAAUAAUAUACAAUCAGGAAGUAAUCCUUGUGAAAAGAUCAUUACCACUGUAACGGAUAUGACAGAAUCCAUUGAUCAUAAAAACGACGAACCCAGCAAUAAACAGAACGUAAAAGAAAAUUCAAAGAAAGAGUCGGGUUCGAGUGACUCAAGUGGCGAAUUUCUACUUAGCGAGGAUGUGAACAAUGUACCUGAUCGUUCAAUAGAGAAAUCAGAAAUGAAUAAAACUUCCAAAACUCAGAUGCACAUAACAAGUUCUCACGUGGCUAGUUCUCAAGUUUGCGUUAAAUUGUGCACUUUAAUAAAAGCUCAACUUGUACUAGCGCAUGCAGAAGUUUCUAGACGAUUCGGGUUAUCAAAGAUGUCAUUAUCCGAUGCCGAAAAAGGAUCGUCUCCUUUGAAGAAGCAGAAGAAAGAAGAAGAAAAACGUAUAGAAUUGUUACAAGAACCAUCAGAAUAUUCCAUAGAAAUUCCACCACCAAUAUAUACAGAAGGGGAAGGAUUUUCUAUAGAAGAAACAGCACCAGAUAGUCAUAAAUUUAAAUUAACAAUGUUUCAGCCUACAGAUCCUACAAACUUUUUCAGAACUGUUUCCAAGGAAUUAAAACUUUUAAAAAGUUCACUUCCACCCGGUAUAUGGGUAAAGGGAUUUGAAGAUAGAAUAGAUUUAUAUUCUGUAAUGUUUCGUGGACCUGAGAAAACACCAUACGAAGAUGGUCUUUUUCUUUUUGAUUUUCAAUUAUCUGCCGAUUAUCCUGCUGCUCCACCACUUUGUCAUUAUAUUUCUUACUGUAAUGAUAGGUUAAAUCCCAAUCUGUAUGAGGAUGGUAAAGUUUGUGUAAGCUUACUUGGAACAUGGUCUGGCCGUGGAACAGAAGUGUGGACAAGUUCCUCGACUCUCUUGCAAGUUAUAGUCUCGAUUCAAGGCCUUAUUCUCGUACCAGAACCAUAUUUUAAUGAAGCUGGAUUCGAUAAACAAAAAGGCUCUCAACAAGGAAAAGAAAAUUCAAGAAUGUACAAUGAAAUGGUUGUACUAAAAUUGGUUCAAGCACAGACUAAGUUAUUACAACAUCCACCACCUGUAUUUAAAGAUAUUAUUAUUGAACAUUUCAAGAGGCAUGCAAACAAAUUAUUGCAACGUUUAGAGUUGUGGAUGGAAAUUUCUGAACAACAUAAUAAUCAACACCCAUUAUCUCCAGUAACACCUACUACUUUUAAACAAAUAUCUGACGUUGAUAACAAAAUUUUACCAGAAUUUCCAUUAAUACCAGCGUCUAGAGGUUUCUGCAUAACACUCCGUAAAACUUUAGCUAUAUUUAAAGAAGUGCUGAUUAAAGAGGGUAUUAUAGAAAGGAACAGCGACGUACGUACUUGGGAAAAUAUCAAGGAGCAAACAAAGAGCGAGGGUCACGAAACAAGCAAAACUGCUGACAGUAAUACAAUGGAACACGACAGUAAAAAAGAGAUCAGUGAAGGAAGUUCCAAAUUAAAUCCAAACGGUAGCCUAUCAAAGGACCGUGUAUCAUCUUCGUCCACGAAUAUUUCCUCUACAUCACUAAGCGAAACGAAGAAAAUUACGUUGGAUCAUACCAUCAGCUAGCCACAAGGUAAACCUAAAUUUAAACCAAAAUAUUUAGUUCGUAAAAGAUACACGAUUAUUCGGUAAUACAUUCAAUUAAUUUAUUAUGUAUAUAUAUAAUAUAUAUAUAUAUUAUUAUAUAUAAUAAUAUAUAUAUUAAUAUAUAUAUUAAAGAUAUGUUCAAUGAUGUUCGCGGUAUUUAUUUAUUAAUAUGAACACCACUUCUAACAAGCGAUAACUUUUAACAGAAACGCCGCUGUCAUUGCUCCGCAGCUAGAGAUAUUUGUUACUGUAGAGUAACCACAUAGUAACGUAAUAAAUACGAUCAUAUAGGCAUGUAUGAACAAAUAAGAUCUUGUUCUUGUAUACAAUUUCGUAAAUUUCUGAGAUAUAUUACACAAUUUAAUUUAUGAUGUUAUAUAGAAUAUAUAAUAAUAAAAAUACAUAUAUGUAUAUUAUAUAUAAUACAUAAUAUUAUAAUAUUUACGAAUAUAAAAUUAAUAUUUGGUCACGGGAUACUAUAUAUGCAUUUAGUUCUAUAAUUCUGCAAUGAAAAUAGAAGGCGUUUCUCAAAAACGCAGUUUGACUGAAUUAUUGAAACAAAGAAACAAGGAAGGAGAAAAUAAUGUCAAAUAUUGAAUAAGCGAAAAAGUAUUGUCACUGCAUAAAGAAUGAGAAAAAUUAAAAUGAAGAAAUAAAGUAACCAAUAAAAGGUAGCAAUACGUUAAGCCAACGUGAAAACACUUCUCAAUAGAGUUUAAGAAACACGAUAAUAAUAGUUAUUAAUUCUACAUGCAUUUCACUGAAUACAAUCGAGUAAUAACGCCACCAACCUUAUGAAAGAGAAAUUCAUUAUCCUUCAAAUAUCUUAAAAAUCAUUAUGCCAUUCAAUAAUACAAUAUUUCAAAUGAAAUUACAUGAUUUUGAUUGCAAAUAGGUUGUAGUUUAGGCACAAAAAGAUUCGUAUUUAGAUCAGAAACCUAUGACAAUUAAUGUCCAAUGUUAUAGAUACUUCUAACGUAGUAUGUAAAUUAUAAACAAAUUAUUAUUAUACAUUCUAUUAUCUACAGUCAAGGAAUUUUCUUUAUCGAUAAUUUGUUUCGUAUAUUUAUAGGAAAAAAUUGUUUUUGUGAAUCCUCCGUUUUUGUUUUGGUAUAUAUAAUAUUUAUUCGAUAAUAAAGUACUUGAUGUUGUCACGAACAUUUGCGGAGAACAUUAGUACUUAUUAAACAACGUAAGCGUUUUGCAGUAUUACUUACAUUUAUUUUUUCUUUUUGUUUAAUUUUACACUUCUUUGGUGUAAUAAUAGAAUAUAUUUGUUUGCGACGAGGGAUUCAUGUUUCUGUAAAUUUAAAAAUGAAUGCAUAUAACUAGGAGUAUGAAACUUAAUACACGUGAAACGGGAGUAUGCAUUCUGAGAUAUAUUGCAUGCAACGAAGUAAUCGAAGAACGAUUAACAUAUUAAGAACAACGUUCAGCUUUGUGUUUUUUACUUGAUAUUAUGUUAUAUAAUCUUGUUUUAUUUAUAUAUUAUUAUAUUUUAUUUAUUUUUCGUACUCCAAUUUUAAAAUAUAUGUACAACCUAAAAUAAUUAUUUAUGUAACUGCCCCGUUAUUUUAUUAAAGGAACAGAAUUCCAAUGAAAACUUUCUUUUUACAAGGAUGUCUUAUUUGCUAUUAUAUUUAUACACUUCUUAUAUUUAUACACACCACUACACAAGUUUAAUUUAUUUAUAUAUUGCAUUUUUUGUUUAUUUAUAUGCUUAUAUUUAUAUGUUAAUAAACGACGUAAAAAUUUAUGUUACUAGGUGGUGUUUAAUCCUAUUAACUGAUUACUCGUAAAUAUAAAUGCAAAUUAAAAUUGUAUUGAUCAUUCGAAUAAUUAUUUCUUUGUGAUAUUUUUACGGUACCGGAUAUGUACAGUAUGUGCGCGACUUGAAACAUUAAUGCACAAAUUCAUGUUCCACUCUCGCGCCGAAAUGUAGUCAGCUUUAAAAAAAAACAAUCAACAAUUUAAUGUAUACGCAUCAUAUGCAUUUUAUCUGCAUGUUCUUUCCAUUAUAUCGAUUUGUUCUUUUCGUUGAAUAUCUAUCAAAUAUAUAUAUAAUAGCACAGAAUUUGCGUGUUAAUGAAAGAUAUACGAUCACGUAGUACUGUACAUGUCGAAGUGUAUCUUUUCUGCUGUAAAUCAGUAGAUUUGAUAUUCUUCGACCAUAUUGCAGUGUUGUCAAGCAAUCGCCACAAAGUGCGGCGACUUUGGAAUUCUUGCGCCAACAGGGUGCAUACAAAAUGGGUACAGACAGAGACAGGAAAGUAAAAAAAAGAAAACAUGUGUUUGCGCGAACGUUUCCUCGAAAUCAUGUGGUGCUGAAUACAUAAACAAAAAAAUGAAAGGAAAAAAUCACAAUUAUACCAGGGAAACUGCAAUCUCUAGGAAAAAAGGAAAGGGAGAGAAAAUGUAUUAAGUAAAAAUGAUAACUAAACUAAACGAAGAAAAUAACGAGAGGGGAAGAAACAAUGCGAGUACUGUCUUUUAAGGCAGAGAAGAGCUUGUAUUGUGAAACGUGAUGUUUUGGAAAGCCUUGUAUAUGUGCCAGCUAUUUCUAUUUACAUUAUGAUGGUAAUUAUAUCCGUAAGUUGCAUAGAGCUUUAUUUUCGCCGUAAAAUUACUUUAAUAUUGUAUGAAAAGAACAGAUGGAAUAUAUUUAAUUAUUCGAGUCAACAUAUAAACUGUCGAUACCAACAUUUUAAAUGCUGCUUCAGUAACUGUUUCUCAUGAUCCUUUGAAACAUUAUACAUACAUAUAAAGCAUACUAAGCUAUUGAUUUAUUUUACAAAUUUAGUUCGUAAGUAUAUGUAACUAUUUUGAAAGUUAAUUAAGAUAUAUUUAUAUAUUUAAUUUAAAUAGAAAUAUUUCAAAGGAUUAGUGAACAACUACAUAGAAUAUUAUUAUAAACCUUCUAAUAUAAGGCAUUAAUCUUAACUAUCUAUUUCGUGUAUUAGAGAAAGUAUCUCAUUUGAUAUUUAGUUGAAGAUCUUUUCUUGUUGGUAUCGACUAAUUUAAUAUAUUACGACGAUUAUUAUGUAAUGAUCUAUUACUUGUAAUUUGGUUUCCUUGAUUUCUAUUUAAUAAAAAGUUAGUAUGUGCGAUUAAAAAAUA
Messenger RNA from Bombus huntii, 7470 nucleotides. RefSeq names its product (E3-independent) E2 ubiquitin-conjugating enzyme UBE2O. The record is from RefSeq and is a predicted model, not a curated record. The transcript is spliced from 9 exons. Bases 451 to 4332 code for a protein of 1293 amino acids. NCBI's taxonomy places the organism in Eukaryota, Metazoa, Arthropoda, Insecta, Hymenoptera, Apidae.